AUGGUGUGCCCGGGAGCUGCAUCGUCGGUAGAUGGUGGCGGCGACGACGGAGACCCGACCAGUGGUGUCGCGGCUGAACCAUUGUCAGCAACAGGCGACACGGGCCGGGGAGACGCGUCGGGUUGGGCCGAACCAGGCGACGAGGGGGAGCCAGGUGGGGACGGCAGCCCCGGGGACGCGGCUGGCGACCUGGCGAUGCCCGACGCAGGCGAGGCGGGCUGGGCCGACCCAGGCGAGACGGGGGACGCAGCGGGCGACCCAGUUGGGCCCGCGGUCGUGCCAGCGGGCGAGGCCGGUGGGGCCGUAGACACGCCAGCGGGCGAGGCCGACGAGGCAGCCUCGGGAGACGGGGCAUGGACGUUGGGGCCAUGCACGUCGAUCACGCCGACGGAUGCAGGUGCGGCGACGGUUUCCUGGGAAGAAAUUAGAGCAGCAUCUGCAGAAAACAAGUCCAUGUCUCUCCCUUCUAACAUGGUAUCAACCUAA
Aegilops tauschii subsp. strangulata is the source of this 486-nucleotide messenger RNA. The record is from RefSeq and is a predicted model, not a curated record. NCBI's taxonomy places the organism in Eukaryota, Viridiplantae, Streptophyta, Magnoliopsida, Poales, Poaceae.